AUGGAGGAGCUACGGACGCUGCUACAAGACGCUGUAGAGGCUCAAGUUCAGACGUUACAGGCAAUAGUAAACAACCGACAGCAGAUUUCUUAUCUAAAGGACCCUAUACUGCUUCUCCUGGAUGUAUUAAGCCAAUGUGAGACAACAGAAUCACGAAAAGAGACGCUUCAAGUGUUACGUCAAGUAUUUGUCGCUUGUUCCACGUAUUUUUACGAUACUGAGGCCUUCCUGGAGGUUCCUACUGAAACUCAUAGUAAUGGUACAAGGGCUGGCAAUAUCGUACUUAGUGCGUUACUACGUACGCUCGAGACAUUAAGCCGUCAAGAUGAAGUGGACGAAGAGACUGGAAAAGCUCUUGUGGAAAUGAUAGAGACAUUGUGUUCACAUCAUAUGAACACGACGGACGUAGUGAAUAUAUUUGAUUUCUUACGUCUUGGUCGUCCACCAGCUCGUCGUUGGAUGUUGCAAAUGCUGAAAACGUUGGUGGAAAUGGAUACUUUGCCACGUGCAAUUUUUGCCAUGAGAGGAUCCAAUGCAGGGCUGAGUUUACCUUCAGAGCAUCCGUUCUUUACUAAACGAGGUUAUAGCUGCACCUUUGGUAUCUAUUUGGAUGCAUCUGCAUCGAAUGCAGCACUUUACAGCUUUUGUGGACGAAAUGGACACGGUGUAUCAGCGAUGUUACGAGACAACAAAUUAUUGGUCAAGAUGAUGGCCGGACAAGGUGUUGCUCAGCAAAUUGAAGUGCCCUUUGUGGCCUAUGUGGACAAAAUGAAGAGACAGUGGGUGCAUUUGUGCAUUGUGCACGCAAAGAGGAUGGUGUUUAAGGAUAAACUGACGGUGUAUGUGGACGGUAAGAGUGUAUUUAACGGGAAUUUAGGGUAUCCGGACCCACUUUUGAUGGUGGGUGGACAAAACAGCAUUGGAAUCGAUCCUCUUGUCGAUGGACUGAACGGAAAACUAUGGAGUCCAGCCCUUGUUGGUGUAGCAUUGUCCGAGGCAGAAGUGCAAAGAAUGCAUUGGGAGACCCAUUGGAAAAAUGAUCUGAACUCAGUUGUGGCUGAAAACGCAGGGCUUACCGACAAGUCCAAGCUUUCCUUUUGCUACGACGCUCGGAGUUGUGACUUGAAGGAGCGUAUUUGUUACGAUGUCAGCGGUAACGACUGUGACGGAUCGCUGGGGCCUGGCACUAGUGCAUUUGUCACUCAGACGUUCGUUCAUGCAAUGGAUUCUGUUGGUGGAUGUACCUGCUUUCUUUUACUUCUACUAGACCAGAUACCAGAAAUGGUGGAUUUUCACCCAGUGCACGAGUUCGGAAUGGCAGAAAUCUCUGAUCUUCUUGCAUUUAUUGGCGCCGGACUAAGUCAUAGCAAUGUGUGUAGGUCACACUUUGUUCGUUUACAGGGCGUGAGGGUGGUUGAGUUUUUCCUCCAGUCAAUCUCACCGAGCUAUUUAUCCGUGUCUUUGCUAAAUAGUGUGGUUUCAAUUUUAGAAACCAUGAUAGAUUUCUUGGUGAGCGAUGAAGAGGUUAUGGAGUACAUCUACCGUCUGCUCUUUUUCAACACGAGCUGGUUUCUUGCGCCAUUUGAUACACAAGUGAAGCUGCUGGGUGAGGUGCUACCUACAUAUUUGCAGAUGCUUCAAAACCCAAGUUUACGAAAACGCGGCCGCGUAUCUGACAUGGCAUCACCCUUGAGCAGUGCUGGGAAAUUUGUGGCCUCACGCGCCACAUCAUUGUCGGACUUUUCUUCUUCUUUAGAUUCUAAGGAUCAAGUCGAUGUGAGCUUUUUCUGCCGGUUACUCUCACAGGUAUACGUGCUGUGUGCCUCAUCGGAUAAAAACGAACGCACGACUGGCCGAAUGGAUUUGCUGCAGCUGGCUCAGUUGCGCGAGCUAGUUCUGUACAAGUUGGUUGAUCUCUUGCUCUUUCCCUUAGUUCAGCACGUUGGGACGUCCGACCAAUGGCGGCAGCUCGUAGCUUUUUUGUUUCGACAGUGCGACAUACGCACAACAGACUACUCGUAUGAUGGCGACAAUGCAGUCAUCGUGGAAAUAUUACGAUAUCUCACAUCAAAUCUAGCAUCGACCGAGCCUCGCAAAGAUGCGGUUGGUUUGCCCACUCGCCAAUUGCAAGUGACUACGAAUAUUUCCAAACUUUCAAUGGGGACAGUGCGUAUCCUAUGGAGACCAAUGCUAUCGGCAAACUAUAAUGUGCGCGUUGCUGCACUUCGGUUGUUUGAGUCAUACACAUCCGAGAAGGUGGUAUUACACAAAAGUGACAUGCUUAUGCUGUACGCGUCCUUUCAAGCACAUACCCUCACUGGUGAUAUUGCGGAUCUUCUGCUGGAUAUUGUAAUUGGGCGAAAAAGCUUGCCGCACGGUAAAUCAAGAACUUCCACAGAGGUGCGAACAGGAAGUUUCGCACGGAUGAUUUUCAUUCCACUAGUUUUGCUGGGCUUGAUUCAUAAUGCCAAUUUCGAUGUCCAAGCUGUCAUCCUCACUGAAAUUAGAAUCCAACUUGCCUCACCUACGAUGGGAGACAGCGUAAAAGAAGCUAUUCGGUCAUGGCCGUCCUGGUUGAGUCGAUUACGGGCACUAGCGCGUGGAGCGUCAGUAGCAGCAGCAGAUGUGAGCUCUGACAUUGAAACGACACGUGGAAAUAGUCCAAAAGAGUCAGCAGGGCUCAAUGAAGCAUGUAGUAUUCUUAGUGGUGAUUUCGUUUCUGCAUUUGAAAAGCUUGAAGCAUUACAAGUGAUUGCAGACUCUAGAGAUGUGUCAGGAUGCGACUUUGCGUUGUCUCUUUUACAGAACCGUAGUCAAGGCGAGGCUGUUACUACUGCCGUUAUUGCUAUGGUCAUCAAGUAUUUCCCGCAGCGCUGGUGUGAGUUAGUGGGCAAGCUUGCCAACCAGAUCAUUGUGGAUAUCAUUGUCUACUGUAUCCUCCACGUAAAAAAUGGGUGGAUGCAUUUUCUCGAGUUUUAUUUCCAUCAUUGCCAAGCCCCACCCGAUGUUUGCAGCUUGACGGCUGUAAUAUGCGAGCAAUUGGUGCGGCAAGCAAACCAAAAACCCUCGGUGGCUCGCUCUGAGAUUAUUCAGGAGAAUGUGUGUCAAGUCGCUGCAAUUGUUUCUCAGAGCUCGCUGGUGGCCACGAAGACGGCGGAGACUCUAAAGAUCAAUGAUGUAGUUCUCUCACAGGGCCAGCAAAGUAGUCUUACUCGUAACGCAUUUGAGCUUUGGCAACUGGUGCUACCUCAUCUAAGCCGAAUCAACUGGGAUGAUCUAGUGGUUGGCCUGAUUCAAACUGUUGACUACGGAUCAGGAGAUUCAUCUGAAGAAACAGCGAUUCUUACACACUUGGUGGCUCCACGAUCACGAUCACUUUUCUUGGCUCUACAGACGACCAUCCAGCAUAUGGUGCUUGCUCAAACGAGCAACACGAACGAUGUGGAACUAACUCGGAAGUUUUGCAAUGUACUGGAACGCUUACAGCUUAUUGGCUCUGUGCAGGUGGCUACUACGUCUCAACGUUCUAGCGGAUCGAUAUUACCUUUAUCGGGAUCGUCAUCAUCCAGGACAUUGUCAUUGCCAACCUCUGGAUCGGUACUAUCGGAUAUGGAGCUGUCGCUGGCUAGAUUGACGGAUGUAUCGAUGUUUUUCGCUACAAUACCAGGGUCAGAUAUAGAACCUGAUCGGGAUCUCAUUCACAUGUAUUCGCUGGAUUAUUGCUUCAUCAUUUUGGAAGCUUCACUGGAAAAAAGUGACAUUGAGACGGUUUGUUUGCUCGUCAAGGUAAUGGUGGCACUCGCAAACACAGCGUUGCAUUUACGCGACCCAAACGCGAAACCGGCACUUACGAAAACAUUGCAAAUCAUGUCUUCAACUGACCUAACAUUUUUUAACGAGCUGUCGCAAUUUCGCGAGCUUUUCAUGUUGUGGAAACUUCAUCGCGAAAAUCACCGCACUUGCUGUGACUCGCUUAUGUUUGAAGUUUUUGCUGAUCACCUGAAUGCUGAGUUCAUUCAAAAUUGGAUAUACACCAUGGAGCACCAUACCAUGGAAUUCAACCCAUACCUUAUUCAGCAGCACGCCACAUCACAAGCGAAACUGCUUGGAGAAGAACUCCAGCAGUGCGAAAAUAUGUGGAAAGACAUUGCCGAUGAAAAUGAAGUUGCUGAGGUUGUCGGAGCUAGUGAACAAGGAAUGGCAGAUAAGUCGCGGCUUGUGGAAUUGAAACGCAGCGCAGAAAACUUUGCGAGUAGUGUGCACAAGCUCCUUGCUCGGUCAAGCCGCAAGUCCGAGUCGCCAUCACUUUUCAGUAAAAGUAAAGGUGGAGUGACCUCCGUACUCGUGGCCGAAGAGUGCGAUACUCUGCAUCACGCAGAUAGCAGGAACGGGAUUGUAUGCAAAAUUGACUUCAGAGAGAACAACUUUCGCAUGCGCAUUCGCUUGAAGAAGGUACCCGAAGAUUACCGCACGCGAAAUUUGAGCUGCGAGUAUCCUGCAUCGUCUCUUACCGAUGCGGAAAGCAAAGAGAGUGGCAGAAGACUUGAUCGACGCUACUGUGGGUCAACUGAAGGAGGCUUGGUCGACUUGGAGAGCAGUCGACGGAGCGAUGCUGGAUCAGAUUACAAUGACUUUCUUGCAGACGCUCAAAUGCGAGCAGCAAUAAAUCAGUCACUAUCUAACUCCGGAGAAGGGGGAAGCGCAUAUGGUGGAGUCUUUGACGACGACGAUCUGGAAGGAGAUACCGGCCUUUAUGAUGCCCAGGAAGAAGACGAUCGCGUUCAACUCUCCCAUGAGUCACAGCUGGAGGACACAGAAGUUGUAGUGGCUGCACACGAUCACUUGGCAAAAGUAACGCUAUCUAGUGAUAAUACGGCCACUCCAGAUCAAUUGUCUGCUCUUGCCACACCAAUCGAUAGCGUUGGAAAGACCGAAAAGGCGGUGGUUGCAUCUGCGUCUGCAUGCUCACCAUCGCCCAUGGCUUCGCCGUCUCUAAGUGGUUAUUCUUUGGGGGCAUCUGUUUUGAACAUGGUUGGUGGAGUUGCUGAUUAUUUUCACAACUCCGUGAAAGAUGCAAAAGACGCCGUCGAAUAUGGUGCUGAUACUCUUUACACGACGAAGGAUGCAGCGUCUGAAGAAGCCCAAUCAUUGAUGCAAGAGGUUUCGCUGUACACUCAAGAAGGUAACGUGUUGUCCACUGAGAGCUUACAACCGGAUAUUUCAUCCUUCGAUCUCACUUCAUCGUCGCUUGAAAGGAUGAAGGUUAAGCCUACUUCUGAUGAACUGGAAGAUCGAGUCCCAGAGUUGCUUUUGUCAUCUCCAUCCACCCGAGAUGGUCAGCAAGGAUACGGAAGUAUAGUAAAGCGUGCGAACGCACGACCAGAGAUAGACUUGCAAGUCAAAGCUCAGCUUGUGCGGCAUUUGCAAAUCAUCGAAGGCAAACUUAUCUUGUCUACUUCUUCCGUUCGAUUCGUAGCUGAGCGAGUGAUUGACGAACACGGAUCUGUGAUUGUCGAGAAAAAAGCUGGUGUGCCAGUGAACCAAGCAUGGCGACUUCUGUUUAAACGGCGUCGAUGGAAAAUUGAUGACAUUGUGAAUCUCUACCGGCGGCGAUAUUUGCUGAAGCCAACGGCACUGGAACUAUUUAUUCAGUCCACUAGGAAAAACUACUUUUUUAAUCUGACAUCGGACACUAUUGUAUUAUUCCACGAGGCACUUAUGGUGCGUAAACCGCUUUUGCUGAAGCGAGAUCCAAGUGUUCGAAGGCUACGUCAUCCAAGCAGUUUAUUUCGCAAUUCUCCAUUGAGCCACCGCUGGGUUUGCCACGACAUUUCCACUUUUGAAUAUCUCAUGUGGCUGAACACUAUCGCUGGUCGAACCUACAAUGAUCUCACGCAAUAUCCCGUUUUCCCGUGGGUUAUUUCUGAUUAUGAGUCGGCAACACUGGACCUUGGCCGAAAAGGGACUUAUAGGGACCUCACCAAACCAAUGGGAGCUUUGGAGCCGACUCGCCUCAAAUUUUCUGUGGAUCGUUACAAUUCGUUUGAAGACCCUGACAUUCCUAAGUUUAUGUAUGGAACUCACUACUCGAACAUUGGUGCUGUGCUCUACUAUCUCAUCCGCUUGGAACCUUUUACGUCUUAUGCACUGAGCAUUCAGGGAGGCAAGUUUGAUCAUGCAGACCGCUUGUUCCACUCGAUUGAAGAAACCUGGCACAAUUGCCUGACAGACUACAGCGACUUGAAAGAGCUGACUCCUGAGUGGUUUUACCUGCCGGAAUUCUUAGUGAAUUGCAACGGGUUAGAAUUAGGUACGAGGCAAAACGGCACGAACGUCAAUGACGUCGUACUUCCUCCUUGGGCACGCUCGCCAGAGGACUUCAUAAUGAAAAACUUCGUGGCGCUGGAAAGUGAAUACGUGUCGGCCAAUAUCCAUCACUGGAUUGACUUAGUGUUUGGCUACAAGCAGCGUGGGGCAGCAGCUGUGGAGGCUAACAACGUGUUUUUCUACCUCACAUAUGAGGGCAUGGUUGACGUUGACUCCAUCGCUGAUCCAAUUGUGAAGUCUUCGAUGCGGUCUCAAAUCGCACACUUUGGGCAAACGCCUACUCAAGUGCUUCGCGAACCUCAUCCUCAACGACACUCGCUUGGAAGUGCCGCAGUUGCUGGAGACCCUGCGUAUCCAGAACCGUUUUCAUUACCAUCGGCUGACCGCAGUCGCGCUGUGUUCAAUGUCCCGCAUGAGGCUCCCAUCGUGCUGCUCAAAGUGUUCCCUGACACAUCGCUACUCGUCUGCGUGGAUAAUAAAGGUAUGCUUUCUUCUCAUCGAUUCGGACGGAGGUCAUUGAAACAGCAGCAUCCCCACCACGCGUCUAGCAAGUCAAAGGGAACAGUAUCUAGUUUUACCUCAAGUGGGGACCCAUCGAGCGAGUUUGUUGAGCUUCAAGACCGCAAGAGCCGAAAGGUGCUUGGCGAGAGACGCUUCUUGUCAGCUCAGCCAGGUGUCUCCAACAUGGUCGCAUUUCUUCAUAGUGGCAUGGUAAUAUGCACCGUAGGCCAUCACGACUUUUCAGCUCGUUUUUACUCCACAACGGAUGGGGCGCUGCUGUAUCGGCUUCUACAGCACCAAUCUGUAGUUACCAGCGCGAGUACGAGUAACUUGGGCACAGUGCUUGCCCUUGGUUGUACCGAUGGCACAAUCUCUGUGUGGAAAGUCGCAAGCAUGAAUUUGAAAUUAUUGAGCUCAUUCAAGAUCUUUCGCGGACCAAGUGUGAGCUCGAAGCCUGUUCAUGCCAACGAUUACUCGGCAGACCAAGUGUUGUUGGGACACAAUGCACAAAUUAACUGUGUCAGCGUGUCUGAUGAAUUGGGAAUUUGCGUCAGUGGAUCAGCGUCAAAUGAGUGCUUAGCUCACAACCUCGAAGACGGGUCAAUUUUUCACUCCUACAAAGUGCCUGGUCAUCUCGAGCCAGGGGUAAUUUCGCUUGCUUUGUCGAAUGUGGGUCACGUUGUGCUCCAGUCUAUGGGCACGGGGUCUCCGACGCUGUAUUCGUUUCACUUGAACGGCACAUUGCUGGCGCAGCUUGUGUUGGCCGAAAAACCUAUGACGUCUCUGAGUAUAAGUGCACGCUACUCAAAGCUUGUUGUAAGCAACAACACAAAGGCGCUUGUCAUGACUGCGCACUCGCUUGAUGACCAUUGUGUUUUGCUUGAUCGAGAUGACUAUGGCGAAAUUUCGGCACAAGAAUUGGCACCUAAUGAAAUGCAUGUGGUAUUUGGCGUGGGCAGUGGCAAGAUCGUUUGUGUUCCGCUCCUGUCACCCCACUCGCACUCGGACCAAGAUGUAGAGAGUGCACUGUAA
Peronospora farinosa is the source of this 7860-nucleotide messenger RNA. The record is from the annotation of a GenBank genome assembly. NCBI's taxonomy places the organism in Eukaryota, Oomycota, Peronosporomycetes, Peronosporales, Peronosporaceae.